ACGUAAUCUGACAGGUCGGAAAGAGAGAAAAAAAGAAACGUUGAGAUAGAUUUCCAGAGAGAGAGUUUUUCAGAUUUGUCGCUUUAUUGCAAUUUCUAAUUUUUAAUUUUUAAUUUUUAAUUUUUAAUUUUUUGAUUGGUGGAGACUCGGAAGGGAAGGAGGACAUGCUGGGCUCAACAAAAGCCACAACUGAUCCUCAUAAUCAACAAUAUCAUCAUCAGCCGAUGGACGGUGACGCCCAUGAUCAUCAUCAUCAUCAUCUUCUCCACGAUGCUGCGAAUGAUGAAGAGCCUUCUUCUUCUGAGGUUUCGUGCUCGAUUUGUCUCGAUACGGUGUUGGAUAAUGGGGGUAGAUCCAGAGCUAAGCUUCAAUGCGGCCAUGAAUUCCAUCUGGAUUGCAUUGGUUCGGCAUUCAAUAUGAAAGGAGCAAUGCAAUGCCCAAAUUGCAGAAAAGUUGAAAAAGGCCAAUGGCUCUAUGCUAAUGACUCUACUCGUACCUUACAUGAGAUGAGCAUGGAUGACUGGAUCCCUGAUGAGGACUUCUAUGAUCUAAGUUAUUCUGAAAUGCCAUAUAGAGUUCACUGGUGUCCAUUUGGUGAAUUGGCACAAGUUGGUUCAUCUUAUGAGGAAGUAGAAUCACCAUCAACCACCUAUCAUGACUUAAGGGGACACCAUUCAGUUUAUGCUGAACACACAGCUGCAUCAUCAGUGGCUCAUUCAUAUGUUGCAUAUGUUGGGUCAAUUCCUCCCAACUCCUCAAGAUCUAAUGAUAGCAGCAUUGAUGAUCCCAACUUCAAUCAUCACUGGAAUGGUUCAUCUGGACACCAUGAGAUCUUUACCGCGCAGGCUUUUCCUGCCAUUAAUAUCCAAUACCAUAGUUGGGGCCGCAGGUCCCCUCCUUUCUCUGUAUCUGGUAGCCACAUAAAUGGUGUUGACCCUGCUUCUGUUCCUCUGACGUUCAGAUCAUCAAAUGGUGAAUCAGAUACAAGAACAAGGUCCACAUCUUUUCCACAUCCAGUUGUACUUGGUCAUGGGUCUGGUUCUACAGCUGGCAGCUCAUUUGCCUCUUCAGUUGUUCCUCACCAUCCAGGAAGCAGUGCUCGGACCCAUGAAAGGAUCCAGAUUUCCCAUGCUUUCCAUCAUCGUCAACAUUCUAGCAAUUCACCUGGCUUUCCACCGCCUAUCAUUCAUGGUAUGAGGAGAUUUGAUGUUCCAAGGGGCUUGCCUUCGAUACUACCCGCACCCCUUCAGCAUGAACAUAAUGGUAGUUUCUUAAUCAUUCCUCCAAGUUCAUCAGGCCAGAAUCUACAAGAAACAGAAAAUCCUUUCCGGAAUUAUUUUAAUCCAUGGGAAAGGGAGCAUUGGACUCAUCUCCAACACGUAUCAUUUGAUAGGGACUCAGGGUGGGGAUCAUUUCGUCAGAGUACUGGCGGUCCCAGUGCUGGAAACAGAUCUAGUGGCUUUGGGAAUAGGCAUUAGGAUCUCUUCAUUGUGGCUGCAAAAGCUUAUCAAUGAAAUUCAUCCCAUUUAUUGGAAACAUUUAAUUAUGUUGCGCUCAAAUGACUGAAACAGUGUUAUGUAUCGCAACUGAUACUGUUAUCAUUUUUGUAAAUUUGAUCAAAUUUGCACUAUCAACAAUUUGGCUUUCUGAAACUGUAAAGUUAUUUUCUUAAGAUGGGAUGAGGUAAUGGAUCUGUUUCGGUUCAUUAUUUUGUAA
Molecule: messenger RNA, 1716 nt
Organism: Hevea brasiliensis (rubber tree)
Lineage: Eukaryota; Viridiplantae; Streptophyta; Magnoliopsida; Malpighiales; Euphorbiaceae
Product: E3 ubiquitin-protein ligase RFI2
Exons: 6
Coding region: 165-1478 (437 amino acids)
Molecular function (GO): ubiquitin-protein transferase activity
Source: RefSeq, a predicted model, not a curated record